UUAUCCAGAACUCCAAAUCUAUACUACCUUGACGCCGCCAACGGCUGUUGUCGCAACUUGAUGAUGUGCACUCUGCCGUGUGAUCGUAGACUCGUUCUUGCUUUCUUUCCUACCUACCUGUGAACCUCUUCGGUCUGCGUAAUGCCUUCCAAACGUACUCGCGCAGCGUUCGAAGAAGACCUGCAAGCUCAACAAUCGCCAUAUGUCUUUUUCGGCACCGCGCUACCUCCGAUAGAUCCGUCUGUCCGUGACGAUGGCUCUUAUGUCCCCAUAUGGAAGCAGACUGCGACUGACGACCAGGGAAGGAGAAGGCUUCACGGUGCGUUCACUGGAGGUUUCAGCGCUGGAUACUUCAAUACUGUAGGAUCAAAGGAAGGAUGGACGCCCUCAAACUUCGUCUCUUCACGCCAGAAGCGACACUUGGACGCUGCAACUCCAACUGUACAGCGACCUGAGGAUUUCAUGGAUGAGGAAGACCUUGCCGAUGCUGCUGACUCGGAACGCAUACAUACCUCAAAAUCAUUUGCGUCAAUUGGAGCCACGCCCGCCGAACAAGCUAAGCUGAACCUUGCGCGGGGCUCUGAGGACACAAUAGGUGCAAGAUUGCUGCAGAAGAUGGGCUGGCGCAAGGGCCAGGGGAUAGGACCCAAAGUGCGCAGGAAGGCUGAUCUUGGCCCUGAAAUUGAGGGUGUGGACACAGAUGACCUCACUUCAUCAUCACAUUUCUUUGCUCCACCUAAUUCGCCGCUGGUUCUAAUAAUAAGAAAAGAAGACCACAAAGGCUUAGGAUUUGGUACGGUGCAAGACAAAGCACUAUCAAGGGCAGGUGAUCUCCCUGAUAACGAGUGGCAUGGCUUGCGUGAUCCUGUAGACCCAGGGUUGAAGAAGAAACAAAAGCAGUCUCAAUCGAAAAAGAGUGGCUUUGGGCUUGGUGUUUUGAAUGAUACUGGUUCUGAUGAUGAAGACCCUUAUUCGAUGGGCCCGCGAAUCUCAUUCACGUCGGUCUCCAAUCGUGACAUCAAAUCUAAGAAAGCAGGAUCAAAAAAGUCUCCUGCUAUCAACGUGCCUCGAGCGGCAACUCAACCAUUACUUUCCUCGAAGAACAGGAUCGAACGUCAGAAAGCGGUGACAUGCCAGAAAUGUCACGAUGGAAAAUUACCCCUGCAAGGCUUCCACUUGUCUAAGCACUCUCUCCGACUAUCUGGGCCUAGCUUUCCACUCCCACGGAUACCCCAGGGGUGGUCCUCAAAGAUAGAACUGCAAACGGGGGUCAAUGGUCCAGGAGUUGUCAAAGAAACGGAGAAAGCCACUCUUGAUCCCGUAUCGAGAGCUCGAAUUCUUGGGGAGACUCCUCUACCGGGCAAAUCGGUAUUUGAUUUCAUGUCUGCUGACGCUAGGAAUCGGAUAGCAUCAGCCUCAGGCAGGACAAAUUUGCCACCUGGACGUGGAGAAAAUAUUUCCGGAGGCCUGAACAAAACAGUCGAGAUGCUCUCGGACCUAAUACGACCGCCUCCUGCAGAGGCUGCUGAAGCGGCUCUAAGAAGAUUGGUAGGGGGUUGGAAUCCUUACGGAACUGAUCAGGACAAGGCACUUCGAUAUCAAACUUUCUUGGAGAUAUGCACGAGUCCAAAACUAGGCUUGCCAGAUCAGCCAAAGGGAAUGUCGAAAAAGGACUGGAUAGGCGAGUUGGAAGAGUUUGCACAUGCUGCCCAGGUCUUCAAGCCUGUCACAGGUAUGAUGGCUUCUCGUUUUACAGCUGCAUCUAGCCACUCUACUGCGAAUGCACCCGAACAAGUUAGUCAGGUAAGCGGAACCCUUACGAAGAGCAACGGGGCGCAGGAAGCUGCAAGAGCCGGGAUGUUUGGUCCAUUGACAAGAAGUAUACAUCAAUUCUAUCCGACAAGACUGCUUUGCAAGCGAUUUGGAGUACCGCCCCCGAAUCUUGCUUCAGGAGACAAACCAUCAGAGCCCGUGAACAACCCAAUAAGUACAAGUGGCAUGGGCGUUCAAGACUUUCCUUCCCAGUCACGAGAUUCGACAUUGAUCGUAAAGACAUCAGAUGCAUACACUGCAAACCCAGUUUCCUUAGCAUCCACACAGCCCGCUGUGCCGCCGGUCGUAGACGCUGAGUCGAAUACAGCCCUUGAGGAGAGUCGUGCUGCCCAAGAGAUAUUUGAUGCCAUAUUCAACAGUGGCUAAUAGAUUCUACGAUGUACGCCAAAACGGAUCGCAUAGUUAGGUCGUCGUCUGAUGUAACUGUAUAGCAACAAUAAAUCUCCAUCUGAAAGGCUAAAAGACGAACGUGCAUCCUUCAUCUUCUAUCCCAACACCUUCCGAGGUUGAACAGCGAUAGAUACAACCUUGGCCAGAAUCUUCGAACUAGUCACUACGCACUACAGUGCGAAUGCUGCGUCCGCUUCAGAAAUGCGAGCACAACAUCAGUGACGGCGCAUGCGGUUGCAUAUGGCCUGCGCCCAGACGAGAUGCUUCUGAGAGAAGUUAAUUCGUAUACAACCUGAGGCUUGUGGUACUUAGACGAAAUAAAGUAUGACACAGAUGGCUCGCGGAAGAUUUAAACGUAGAAGAUCUUGGUUACGAAGGCAGUCAAACGACCUGGCGCUGCUUAGGCCCUAGAUUUGGUUUGAAGGGUUUUUGUAUGCAACAAUGUAUGAAUAAGUCGCU
Molecule: messenger RNA, 2682 nt
Organism: Pseudovirgaria hyperparasitica
Lineage: Eukaryota; Fungi; Ascomycota; Dothideomycetes; Acrospermales; Acrospermaceae
Product: DUF1604-domain-containing protein
Exons: 2
Coding region: 142-2199 (685 amino acids)
Biological process (GO): mRNA processing
Cellular component (GO): nucleus
Molecular function (GO): RNA binding
Source: RefSeq, a predicted model, not a curated record